Molecule: messenger RNA, 1643 nt
Organism: Anas platyrhynchos (mallard)
Lineage: Eukaryota; Metazoa; Chordata; Aves; Anseriformes; Anatidae
Gene: PBLD
Product: phenazine biosynthesis like protein domain containing
Biological process (GO): biosynthetic process
Cellular component (GO): cytoplasm
Molecular function (GO): isomerase activity
Source: RefSeq, a predicted model, not a curated record
AGGCGGCCGUGGCCGGUCGGGUUGUCGGGCGUGUGUCCCUCCCGCCGUGGGUUAGGGAGGCAGGACGCCACACAGAGGUUAAAAUCUGCCGUCAUGAAUCCAAGCCGCCGUUGGGCGCCCUCUAUGUGCUCGGAAGUGACGAGCAGCACCCCGCUGGCUCCUCCUGUCGAUAGGGAAACAUUAACUUCAGAGUUGGGCUCCCUUCACGGGGUAGAACGGGUUAGAAAGCACCCUGAGGUAAUCAGCGUAAAGCUAAAUAGGCGCAAGCAGCAAUGCAGAUUCCUAUUUUUACGGUUGAUGCUUUUACAAACCGGCCGUUUUGUGGAAACCCUGCGGCAGUUUGUCUGCUCGAAAAUGACUUGGAUGAAGGUUUGCACCAAAAAAUUGCAACAGAAAUGAAUCUUUCUGAAACUGCCUUCAUCAGAAAACUGCACCCUGCAGAUGACUUCACCAAAAGUUCCUGCUUUGGACUCAGAUGGUUCACUCCAGCCAAUGAAGUUCCUCUGUGUGGUCAUGCUACACUUGCCUCAGCUGCUGUUUUGUUUCACAUACAAAAAAACACAAAUUCAGUUCUUACUUUUGUCACUCUGAGUGGGGAAUUAAAAACGAGACGAGAGAAAGAUCAUAUUGUCCUGGACUUACCGCUUUAUUCAACCUACCCACAGGCACUUGAGGAAGUAGGAGAGUUAAUAAAGGCAGCUGUUGGUGACAUGAUUGUUCAAGAUCUCCGUUAUUCUCCUGACACAAAGAAGCUCCUGGUCCGCCUCAGUGAUACUUAUGAAAGGUCUGUGUUAGAAAAACUGCAAGUGAACGCACAACAAUUUCUAUCAGCUGAAAAGACUGGAAAGGUGAAAGGACUCAUACUCACUCUUAAGGGAAACUCCAGUGGAAAAGAUAAAGGCCGUGAUUUUUACUCCAGAUAUUUUGCACCUUGGUAUGGAGUUCUGGAAGACCCUGUUACAGGAUCUGCCCAUGCUGUUUUAAGCAGCUACUGGUCAGAGCAGCUGGGGAAGACAGAAAUGCUUGCUUUUCAAUGUUCUCGCCGUGGAGGAGAGUUGAAGAUUUCACUGCGUAAUGAUGGAAGAGUUGAAAUUGCGGGGCAAUUUGCUAUUGUGUUGAAAGGAAACUUGACUUUAUGAAGAAACUGAUACUAACAGUUUCAUCUCUCACACCUUCAUAUUAUUCCUAUUGUGUUGAUUAUAUCUUAGUUCUAGACACUGAAUCACCAUGGUCAUCAAGAAUCUUUGAUUACUUACUGUCCACCUUUAAAAGGUGCUUGAAAACGUUCACUUCUAAACUUCAAGAUCCCUGAUAUUGUUUUCUUCACUUUCUUCUGAUGACUUCGUAUGUGCACUAAUUUCAGAAAGCUGUCAAAGGACAGCUGUCUCAUUUUUCUGCUCUAAAAUGAUCGUUUCAUUUGUUUCCGAAUUCUAUGUUUUAAAAGCCAUUUCUGUCUCCUGGAUUGAUUUGUAAACUUACCUGAUGGAUAAAACAAUCAAACUUUUUCCGUAUUCAGUUAUUCUCCUUAAAAUCUGUCAUCCUUCCAAGAAAAAAAAUCCUCUCUGCCACAUCUUGAGAUGUUCCUCAUGCUUGUUAAUUUACUUGAAUUAAAAUAUGAAGCAAAUAUAAAAGGUUUAACAAUA